Mollisia scopiformis is the source of this 1900-nucleotide messenger RNA. Its product is annotated as P-loop containing nucleoside triphosphate hydrolase protein. The record is from RefSeq and is a predicted model, not a curated record. The coding region runs from base 162 to 1769 and encodes 535 amino acids. Gene Ontology annotation, biological process: protein import into peroxisome matrix. Gene Ontology annotation, molecular function: ATP hydrolysis activity; ATP binding. Lineage: Eukaryota; Fungi; Ascomycota; Leotiomycetes; Helotiales; Mollisiaceae. The transcript has a single exon. Gene Ontology annotation, cellular component: cytosol; peroxisomal membrane.
CGAUGUUAUCAUAUAUUGUCUAUAAAACUAUUACUUUUCUACUUUGUCUGUCAGUGGUUUCAGCUUCUUAAUUCUUCUCACGUUUAUCAAAAGUAGUUUCAGCCUCCCAAUCCUCUUAAAUUCGUUGAAAGUUCCACCCUCAAUCUAAACAAUCUACAACCAUGGGCGAACAAGACACCUCUAUGAUGGCACCCAACCACGAUGCCUUCGAGACCAUCUUCAAUGGCUACAAAAAGCACUUCGACGGCACCCGCACCUCAACCGAACUCACCAUGCUCGAACUCCUCCGCAAAUCCCACCCCAACUUCCACAUAACCUGCUGCGGAACCCACAAAUGCGACCUGCUCGGCUUUGCUGCCGCUGGCCACGCAACAUCAACCCUAGAUAAGGGCUCCAACGACGAACUCUACGACGCAACCCGCUCCUACAAAUCUCCCGGCCCGCGCAUGUUCUUUGCCGGCAAGCCAGGUCUCCUAAGAGACAACACCCGUUUCGGACGGUACAAAUACGUAUGGAACGAUCAGGAAUUCCUGCUCUACGAAGUCGAGUACACAGCUCCCUUUAAACCAGCCACCAAAAUCUUCUACCUCCUCUCUCCCCGCACCCUCUCCUCCGCCUCAGAAGAAGGCACCUCAUCCGCCACCGACGCCCUUCUACUAGCCGUCGGAUCCUGGUCCACAGACCUCCACAAAGAAAUCUACGUCUUCGACGACGGCCGCUGGUCCAAAGACGCCUCGCUCUACACCUCCGUCCGCCUCUCCUCCUGGGACGACGUCAUCCUGUCCCCCAUCAUGAAAACCUCCCUCAUCUCCGACGUCCAAGGCUUCUUCGACAACCGGCCCCUCUACAAAUCCCUCUCCGUCCCCUGGAAACGCGGCAUCAUCCUGCACGGCCUGCCCGGCAACGGCAAAACGAUUUCCAUAAAAGCGCUAAUCGCAGCCCUCGAAGCGAGGGAGGACCCCGUGCCGAGUCUGUAUGUGAAGAGUUUCGAUGCGUGUCAAGGGCAGAAAUUCUCCAUUCGGCAGAUCUUCACGCAUGCGCGGAUCAUGGCGCCUUGUUUGCUGAUCUUCGAGGAUCUGGAUUCGCUCAUCACGCCUAAAACCCGCAGCUACUUUCUAAACGAAGUCGAUGGCUUGGAGAGUAAUGACGGGAUUCUAAUGCUGGGAUCCACGAACCAUCUUGAGAGUCUGGAUCCGGCGAUCUCGAAGCGGCCGAGUCGGUUUGAUCGCAAGUACCAUUUUGAACUCCCCGGAAGAGCGGAGAGGACGGCGUAUUGUGAGUUUUGGCGUCGGAAGGUGGGGGAGAGUGAGUUAGUGCGCUGGGAGGAGGGGGUUAGCGGGGUGGUGGCGGGGUGGAGUGAGGGGUUUAGUUUUGCGUAUUUGAAGGAGUUGUUUGUUGUUGCUUUGUUGACGGUUGCGAGGGGUGGAGAUGUAUCGUCUGAUGCUCAAGAAACUCCUGAUCUCAAGACUGAGGACGAGAAUCAUUUGAAAGAAGAGAAGGCUACCCCAGUAGCGGCUGCAGAUGGAGAGAAAGCCGAAACCAAGAAAGAAGAGAAGAAGAAGAGAACUCUACCCGAAGUCGAGGUCCCCGAGCAUUUAAAGGAUAAUCAGUUCUUGAAGGCUAUCAAGGCUCAGUUGCAGAUCCUGCUCGAUGAGAUGGAUAGCACGAAAGAGGAGGAUUGGCCGUCUGAUAAGCCGAAGGGUUCUGGUGGACUUCGGGGGUUGGUACGUAGGAGAAUGGCGAGAGGGGGUGAUUCGGAUGACGAUUGAAAAUACCUAUCUCGGGGAAAGAGACGAGAGGUGGGAAAUGGAAGGAGGAGUAAAGGAGGGGAGGACUUGAAGGAAUUGAUGAGAGAGAUCAUCUGAUUUGCUCAGAAGUUAGUCGUCAAUGAAGAAGACUU